AUGAAGACGAAACCCAAAAUCAAUCAAUCAACUUCAGCAAAGAAAUUAAACACUUAGCUACCAUCAGAUUCUCUAAGGAGUAGUCAAAUUAAGGAAGAAAUUCGUGAUGAUUUGACAUCUUGGGAUAGCCGAUUUGAAUCUACAGCCAUAGAUUACCCAUUAUCUAAUUAUAUGAAUCCAAAUAAAUUAACCAAAAAAGUAUUUAAACUAAUAUAUUCAAGAAAGGAAUUCCUGAUACAAGUAGAGAAUAGAGUGCAAGGUUGAAGAAAUCUAAUACAAAUUCUACUCUCAUAUCUAGUCCUCGUCUGAUGUCUCCAAAAGAAUAAGUUGAAGUGAUUCAUUAUCUUGAAUUAAAAAAUAAGACUUUAAUAGAAGAAAAUAAGAGAAAGGAAUAUCUUAUAGCAAAGCUUUUGAAGAAUAAAUCACCACCAAAAUAAAAUAUUAAAAUUGGUCUGUAAUGUCCUCCUAAAUCUGCUGAAUUAUGUUCUCCUGCUACUCGAUUUCCAUAAAUAGCUAGUCCUUAACCAAAUGAAUUCUAAGUUCCUAUGUUUUAUAAGAACACUUAAUCCAAAGUGAUUCAGAAUGAUUAAAAUUGGAGUUUUGGAAAAUUACAAGAGGAAGAUCGAGACAAUAAGACUAAGUCUUAAUUUGCUAAAAUUGUAAAUGCUAGUAAUAAUUAAAAAUCAACUAUUAAAACUAACUUUUCAAAGCCUCUCCUUAAAUUACCAAAAGAGUUUCAUCCUCAAUCUUGGAAUUCAAUUAAAAAAUGA
This is a messenger RNA of Paramecium pentaurelia, 770 nucleotides long. Lineage: Eukaryota; Ciliophora; Oligohymenophorea; Peniculida; Parameciidae. The record is from the annotation of a GenBank genome assembly.